Molecule: messenger RNA, 480 nt
Organism: Electrophorus electricus (electric eel)
Lineage: Eukaryota; Metazoa; Chordata; Actinopteri; Gymnotiformes; Gymnotidae
Source: RefSeq, a predicted model, not a curated record
AUGGAGAAAUGCAAACUUCACCUUCUACUAAAAAAACCUUCUGUAUUAAAGUCAUCAUUUCAAAAUAAAUUAGCCAGACCACUGCGGGCUGAAUUAGACCAGUGGGCUCAGUCUUUGGAGAAACCUCUCACUUAUGAAAGUGGAGUUUCAGCGUUCCAACAGUUUUUGAAGUCAGAAUUCUGUGAGGAGAACAUUGAAUUCUGGCUAGUUUGUGAGGACUUUAAACAAACCAAGACACCAGAUAACCUCAUCAUCAAAUCUAAAAGUAUUUAUGAAGAAUUCAUCAGGAAGGACUCCCCAAAAGAGGUCAACUUGGACUUUCACACCAGGGGCCGCAUCAUUCAGCAUCUCCCACGUCCAUCCCUGAACUGCUUUGAUGAAGCUCAGAGGAAAAUCUAUUAGCUGAUGGAGAACGACAGCUUACUUCGCUUCUUUCAGUCAGACAUUUACAAAGCCCUGAGGGACUCUGUGACACUAUGA